ACUCUUCAUGAUAAAAGUGUACAGUUCUUGGUAAAGCAAUUAUCCCUACGAUAUCAAAAUAAUAACUCAGAAGGGAAGCGAGCACGUAAUUACAUUUUAAUUUCUAAACGUUACGUUCUAAACUUACAAGACUUAAUAGGACGAGGAAAUGGACUGCAAUUACGAUUGAUUUACAUACAGAAUGACUAAGGCUUUAUCGUCUUCACCACGAUUAUUUAGUGUGCGUUAGCAUCGCACGAAGCGGUAUCGAAAGACACGGAUGCUUUUUACGUACUGUCUCUGUGAUCGAUUUGUAACGUUCCGUGUUACAUAGUAAAUAGAUACCGAUGAAACGUGCAAAUACGAUCAGCCGAUCGGUCGAAAUCUGUCUUCGUUUCAUUGGUUUGUGGCCGAAUUCGGCUUACGCAACCCUAUAUUGGAUUACUUACAUGGCGACUUUGGUAAUAAUGCAAUACUGUCAAUAUGCGUACAUAGUUGCACGUUUUGAAUUGAACAAUAUCUGGCUUCUUAUGGACUGUCUCAGCCUCACUUUGGCGUAUACUCUCGUUCUUUUCAAACUCAUCAUUCUGUGGUGGAAUCGCCGAAUAUUUCACUGCGUCGUGAAGGCAAUGGAUCAAGACUGGAAAGAGUGCACUAUGAAUGAUUCGUAUGCAUCCACGAUGAUGAGCAUGGCGGAUGUAGCACGUCGUCUUUCCAAUAUAGUAUUCACCUUCAACACUUUCGUUGCAUUUUCCCUUUCAAUCGGUGAGCAUUAUUUUCAAUCGAUGAGCAAUGCCAAUCAAAUUGACAACAGUUCUCAAGUCAGUCCUCGGGAACUCCCCAUAAAAAUGGAACUUCCUUUCGACGUCAGUAAAUCACCGAUUUUCGAGUGUUUCUUGAUCGGACAAUUCUUCUACGACACGGUGGUUGCUUGUACAGUGGGUAUGGUGAACGUAUUGCUUGUUACGCUGGUACUUCAUGUAAGCGGUCAGAUCGAUAUCAUGCAACAAAACUUAAUCGAAAUUUCCAACAAAAAAUAUGACCGUAGCAUAUUUUUAGCCGUUAUCAAAACUUUCAUUUAUAAGCAUCAAAGGAUCAUUAUUUUAUCGGAAAAUAUCGAAAAUCUAUUUACUCACAUUGCGUUGGUACAAAUUUUGUGGAACACGGUGGUCAUGUGUUGCACUGGUUUUGUGAUUAUUAUUAUGAUUGAUAAUGGCGAGGGUGUAAUAGGUUUAAUCAAGCCCGUCAGUUAUUAUUUUGCGAUAACUCUAGAAGCUUUUGUAUUUUGCUUUGCUGGAGAAUUUUUAAGUGCUAAGAGUAAAUCGAUUGGUGAAGCAAUAUAUGGAUCACUAUGGUAUAAUUUGUCACCAAGUGAUACUCGUAUUUUAAAGUUUAUAAUGCUAAGAUGUCAAAAACGAUUAACAAUCACUGCAGGAGGAGUUAUCGAUUUAACUUUGGAAGGUUUUACUAGUAUUAUGAAGGCAUCUGUUUCUUACGUAUCAGUAUUAAAUGCAAUGUACUAAAUUCUGGAGAACGUUGGAUUAUUAUACAUCUUGAACAUUUGAUCUUUAAUAUUUUCUCAAUCAAACUAAUGUUUUAUAGAUUAUUAUUGUUGGCUAACUAAAAAUAAAAGUAGAGAUAA
Messenger RNA from Ooceraea biroi (clonal raider ant), 1621 nucleotides. RefSeq names its product putative odorant receptor 92a. Lineage: Eukaryota; Metazoa; Arthropoda; Insecta; Hymenoptera; Formicidae. Gene Ontology annotation, molecular function: olfactory receptor activity; odorant binding. Gene Ontology annotation, cellular component: plasma membrane. The record is from RefSeq and is a predicted model, not a curated record. Gene Ontology annotation, biological process: sensory perception of smell; detection of chemical stimulus involved in sensory perception of smell.